Malaya genurostris is the source of this 2415-nucleotide messenger RNA. RefSeq names its product transcription factor GAGA-like. The coding region runs from base 188 to 1912 and encodes 574 amino acids. NCBI's taxonomy places the organism in Eukaryota, Metazoa, Arthropoda, Insecta, Diptera, Culicidae. The transcript is spliced from 6 exons. Gene Ontology annotation, molecular function: protein binding. Gene Ontology annotation, biological process: regulation of transcription by RNA polymerase II. Gene Ontology annotation, cellular component: nucleus. The record is from RefSeq and is a predicted model, not a curated record.
AGGAAAAUUUUCUCUCUACCUUUGAUGCCACAAACAAGUGACUCGUGAGUGCAAUUUCAUUUGAUGCUGGAAAUUAGUGCAAAUAUUGUGUAUUUCCUGCAAAAAUUAGUGUUAAAGUGUAUCUAACAGGUUACGGAAUAUUUUGUAACGCAUAUUGAAUCGGUUCGAGCCCGGCAUCGGCAUCGCAAUGUCGGCUCAGCAGUUUUCACUUCGUUGGAACAACUACACCAACUACAUAACCGGUGCGUUCGAUUCGCUUCGCUACGAGGAAGAUCUCGUAGACGUUACGCUUUGUUGUGAGGGGCGCAAAAUCCGGGCACACAAGAUCUUACUUUCAGCAUGCAGCGCCUAUUUCAAGGAGAUAUUCAAAGAGAACCCCUGUCAACAUCCGGUGAUCAUAUUCAAGAAUGUGAAAUAUUCGGACCUGAUGUCGAUCGUAGAGUUUAUGUACCAGGGAGAGGUAAGCGUAGUUCAGGAAUCGCUGCCAUCAUUUCUACAUACGGCUGAGCUGCUUUCGAUUCGGGGUUUAACCGACAACAGUGGCGAUACGAGGCAGCAACAGACCCAGCAGGCAACGUCGUCGUUAGCCCAGCAAAUCAUUCAGACACAGAAUCAAAGUCUGCUGGAUAAAGCAACGAUUACGACGGCCGAGUCCGUUUAUCUGACCCUGCCGUCAAAUUCCACCAUCGUACAUCAGCCCGCCAAAUUACUGCAGGCUCAAAUUCAAACAGCUCCCCAGAUUUUGAACAAAACCAUUAUCAAAGCUACACCCGCCGAAAUGCCGGCUUUGGCUGCUACCGGAGCCACUAUCACCGUCCCGAUUUCUCAACCCCAACAGCAGACGAUCGCUGCCAAGAUUCAGGUACAACCCCAGCAGACGGCAACCGUACAACAGCAAGUUCAAGUACAUCAACCCCAGCAACAGCAACAGCAGCAUAUUCAAACGCACCAACAGCAGUCACAACCACAGCAACAGCAGACCCAAGCCACUACCCUGCAGGAAGUGGUCGAAAGUGUAGUCAGUCAACCGAAGAAAAAGAAAAUAAAAGUACAACAGAUCAUCACGUCCACUCCAAACCAAUCGGGUGGCCCGACUACGACCGUUGUGACGUCUCAAGUACCGCAGGGGACGGCAGCGGGAUCUGGCGACACGGAAAUCUACGAAACCUCGACGGAAACGUAUCACAUUACAACGGCUAAAGCGGAAUCGGACGAGCAUCGAGUACAGGAACAGGAACAAGUCGAAACUUAUGUGGAAGCAGCGCAGGCCAGUGGGGCAACUCUGAAGAUGGAAAUACCGGAAUACAUCGACUGCAGUGAGGGCAUUAAUACUACGGGUGCGAACAACACGUCCUACAUACAAGAAGAAAGUUACGAACUGGUCGGCGAAAACAUGGAUGACAAGGACGAAGACGAUGAGGAUAUGAAUCAGGACGGUAUUGAAAUGGAAACUUCGGACAUGGAUAUGAGUAGGAUUUUCCAAGGAGCGACAGAUGAACAAACCAAGGCGAGUUUGCUACAAGCUUCCGGCAUCGGCUCGGAGAACAAACAGCUGCACACCUGCACCGAGUGUCAUCGACAGUUCUGUUCGGUGAAUGCUAUGAAACGGCACAAGCUAGCUAAACACGGCGACAACAAGGUAUCGUACAGUUGUGUGAUGUGUAAUGCCGUUUUCAAAACCAAAUGGUCACUGUCUACCCACAAGAGCAAAUAUCACCGGGACAAGGUGAUGGUUUUGCCCGUUAAGGCGGACCUUUCCGAUAGUGCACCGUCUACUCCGACUACGACGAUAACAACCGUAAGUACAGGCUCAGCGGUCACCCCGGUAGCACUGCGUAAGGUUGGACAGACGACGGUGACGCCGGCGAACACCCGCAAGUCCAUACAAAUCAGCUCCGGGGGUACACCAUGAGAACAGCGACAUCCGGUUGUUGUUACUGCUCCGACUUUCGGUAGAACAACGGAGUUGGAAGCAGAACGUAACCAACAGGCGGAGACGAAAAAUAAUAAAACAAAAUGAUAUAAGGAUUAAAUCAUGCUUUGUACAAUGCAGUCUUCUUGCAACUGAUGGAAGCCGAAUCUACAUUUUUCCAUGGUAUGUUAAUAUAUUUUUUUGUUUCAUAUGGACACAUAAUUUUAGAAAGGUAAAUAAUCCUGUCACUAGAAUUAAUGAUCGUGUUUUAAGCUCAACUGAAAUCCGAUAGAUUUCCGACAUAAAUUAGUUAGUUAUACUUUGAAAGCUGUAGAAGUCCUUCGUUGAUUGAUUUUUAGAUAUAUACCGAUAACGGUCACCAUUUUAAAUUGUACACUACCCAGGCAGAAACGACAUCAGUGUAGCUGAAAUUUUCGUAUAUUUUAAGUCGAUAACUGUAGUGAACUAUUUAUAAGUAAAAAACUUUCCCCAUUUAAGCGAAA